Messenger RNA from Saccostrea cuccullata (small rock oyster), 920 nucleotides. Its product is annotated as bicaudal D-related protein homolog. The transcript has 5 exons. NCBI's taxonomy places the organism in Eukaryota, Metazoa, Mollusca, Bivalvia, Ostreida, Ostreidae. The record is from RefSeq and is a predicted model, not a curated record. The annotation marks the transcript as partial.
AUGAAAUCAGAAAGUUUAAAUCUUUCCAAGGAGGUAUUGGAAGAAAGAGAGAAGCUCGAAUUAAAUUUAAAUACCCUGCUUCCAGCUAUUGACAUUGGUCUGAAUAAGCUUGAAGAAAUUCGUCAGCAUGAAGUUUUUGUGAGAAAACAUGAAGCUGAUAUAGAAGCUGGGAAGGAUUUUAAAACGACAGCAACAAGAAUCCGUGACAGAAAGGAAAUACUUCCUCCCGGAGAGCAUUACACAGAAACAUACACUGUUACUUCUAAAGAACUUAAAGAACUUUACAUGAAAGGUAAGAAACAAAAGAAAAAGACACUUACCUUCCUUUCGUGUAUUAAAGACGAAUUCAGACUGAUCGAAUCAAAUGUCGCUUCAAAAAUAACAACAAUAAGAAAAAGUCUUAACAGGCUAAAUGAGAUAGCACUGAAACCUGACCCAAUUACUGACGUCCAAUACAUUGAUCUACUGAUUGAAUCAGAAAAAAAACAGGUUAAAGAAGGCUUCCAUGGAAGGAUCCAUGCUCUUGAAAAACUUAAGAAACAUGCUGAGAUAACAAAGGAAGUGGUAGCAAGUCAUUUUAAACCUUUUGAUCGGAAACAGAAGGAAAAGAAUGUGACCAAUGAAAAUAAUGGUGAUGAUUCAAGUGUGGACACAAAGGAAAAUAAAUCAUCUGCAUAUCUUACGACAUCUGACGCUUUGAAUUUAGAAGAGAACGAACCAGAGAAUGGGAUAAGUGAAGAGGACGAUUCUAAUUUAAGUGAAAACACAGAGGACAACAGAGAAGCUACAGAUCAUGCUAUUCCUUCAUCUAUUUUUGAGACGGAAGACUCAGAGAAUGAGAUAAGUGAAAAUGACGAUUCCGAUUUAAGUGAAAACACGGAGGACUACAUUGAAGCUACAGACCGUGUCACUCUUUCAAC